AUGCUGUCAGAGAGCCAGUUGACCCAGGUUAAGUCCUUGGUCCAAGCAACCAUCAACGAGACGAUCGAACAGACAGCGGCCGCAGCUGCUCAAGCUGCAGUGAACGCCUUCACUGGUUCUUCGCCUUCUUCUCAAGCUGUUGUUCCUGAGAAAAACUCGUCGAGUGAGGGCAACGUUCCUUUUGCAGUCCAAGAAACCCUAAAUUCUACUGCUAUCAAUGCCGCAAGUGCGAAUGAUAUCAACUGUAUUUCCUCUGCAUCCCAGCAGACUUUGGAUUCAGUGCACGAACUACUAGUCAAGCUUGUGAAGGAGAUCCUCUCGGGUGAGUUUAUGGAACUUUCCAAAUUGUUACCGAAGAACUUUAAUUCGCUACAGCUUCUUCGUGACGAGCCUCUCACUCUGACUCUUGAGAACUCAGUUAUUAGAGUAAAAAAGGCCACGGCCACUUCGAUAACUAACAUAGAGGAGUGGACCUCGGCUUUUACAGCUUACAUGAGUGUUGUUAUCAGCAAGCACCCAAGUCGUGCUGCAGAAUUGUUAGAAUACCUUUCCUUAAUUCGGUAUGCAGCUAAAUAUCACAGGGGCCUAGGCUGGUGUGUUUACGAUGUCAAGUUUCGCAAAAAGGCUGCUGCUAAAAAGUUUAUUAAGUGGUCGACCAUAGACAGCCAACAAAGGCUUAAAACGUUUACUGUUGCCCCUUCACUUAUGAGGUUUUUUUCCAGUCAGGACCUUCAUCCAUGCCAAGUACAGUUAGAGGGAACGAAUAUCCUACUUGCCACAACUUUCACAAGGGUUUCUCAUGUGCCAGGACUCCCUGCCCCCAUGCACACAGGUGCAACAAGCCAGGUUGUGGGGGGAUCACCCCGGGAUCAGGUGCCCUUUUACCCCUAA
Porites lobata is the source of this 891-nucleotide messenger RNA. The record is from the annotation of a GenBank genome assembly. Lineage: Eukaryota; Metazoa; Cnidaria; Anthozoa; Scleractinia; Poritidae.